GACCACAUCUUAGGCCGGAUCUCAACUCCCCGUCGCCAACAAUCCAGCAUGAAAUAAAAGACAUCGAACCACGACCCGCGUGGUCAAUCCUAUCUCACGUAAACAUCAACAUCCACACAUUCCACCAUGACUGCCGAUACCCUCCUCACGCCACAUGGCGACUACACAGCACCGGCUUCGCCAACAAUGAACGGCAAUCUCAAAGCCAAAGGUAUUGUCGUCUUUUCCGGCGGUAGCGCUGCAAACAACUUGGUCGACGUGUUCAAAACGGUGCGGGAGGACAAGAAGUGCCCACUCAGCUAUGUCAUCCCUAUCAGCGAUAACGGUGGGAGCUCGUCGGAGCUGAUCCGUGUCUUUGGAGGCCCAGGUAUUGGCGAUGUACGAAGUCGUCUCGUCCGUCUGAUCCCAGAUGAUCCAGAUCACGACGAUAGCGAAAAGGCAGCCAUCAAAACGUUCUUCAACCAUAGGCUGCCUAAGGAACGCUCUUUAGCCCGGGAAGAGUGGCUGCAGAUUGUAGAGGCCGAGCAUGCUCUGUGGGCCAAUAUUUCUACCGCGAAGAAAGAACUAGUACGGUCCAUAUUGAAUGUUGUCGCGUUCGAGAUCGUAAAGCGACGGCGGCCUUCAUCCAGUUUCGACUUUUCUGGCGCAAGUAUUGGAAAUCUGUUUCUGACUGGUGCUCGACUGUUUACAGGAUCAUUCGAAUCCGCGAUCUAUCUGCUCUCUAGCAUCUGCUCAGUGCCUAGCCACACAUCUGUCCUCCCUGCAAUCAACACCAAUUUCACACAUCACAUUUCCGUUGGCCUUGCAAACGGAGAAGUAAUCACCGGUCAAAACUCUAUAUCACACCCUUCCAUCUCAACAGCCCUGGUUUUCGGUAGUGCACCUACAGAAAUUGACGAAACAGAGCACCAUGACCGGAUCGAAGACGCCAACUUACCCGGGUCUCUCCCCUCCCUUCGGAAACAGUACAUUACUUUUUCAAAAGCUGACGAGGAAGAACUACCCGCGAGGAUCGAACGGCUAUGGUACAUCAACCCAUAUGGCCAAGAAAUCCGUCUCUCUGCCAACCCCAUGGUGCUCAACUCAUUAGCGGACGCUCAGGCCGUUGUAUACAGCAUCGGCUCACUCUACACAUCCAUCAUCCCCUCUCUCGUCCUCAAAGGAGUCGGAGAAGCCAUCAGCAAUUCCUCUAUCCGCUACAAAAUCCUCAUCCUUAACUCGACCAUUGAUCGCGAAACAGGACCAUCUUCGAAUCCGUACACAGCACUGGACUUUGUAGCAGCCAUCACCAAGGCAGGCGAGGAGUCAAAAGGUAUAUUUGAGCCACCUGAAAAGGUAAAGUACAAGAACUACGUCACGCAUGUCAUUCAUUUGCAGGGGCCGGGGACCCCGGCUGUUGACAAGGAAGAGCUUAGGAGGAUUGGUAUUGAGGCUAUUCGCGUGUAUGGGAGGAGAAAUGAGGGCGAGGGGUUUGUUAGGUACGAUGAACGAGGCUUGGUCCAGGCGCUUGAGGUUACGAUGGGGAAGAGGGACCCGAGGGUGCCUAGUCGACGAAAUACAUUGGAAGGACCGGCAGGCUGAACUGAGAGCUGUAGUGGUUUUUGGAGGUGUUCUUUUGGCUUCACCACUUGUCAUAUAGAUGUUUGAUAACUGUGGUUUCAGAGUAAGUCAUCGUUUUUUUGUCAGGCGGUACUUGAUUCAACGAGGGUGACGACAAUGAAGUGGGGUUGGAUAAUUGUAUUCCAGUAGAGACCAAGGAGACAUGUAUACUUAAUCUUUACUCUGCGAUUGAAGCUGAUGACGCUUGUUUUUGUGGUUGUACUGACUGUCCAUUAUGGGCUGGGAUCAUGCGUUCGGUAGUGGGUCUGGGCAGUAUGUUCGUAUGCACAUGAACGGACCUUCACUUAGUCGUAUCGAAUGUCUAUUUUUCUUAUUU
This is a messenger RNA of Bipolaris maydis ATCC 48331, 1936 nucleotides long. RefSeq lists its product as uncharacterized. Gene Ontology annotation, molecular function: LPPG:FO 2-phospho-L-lactate transferase activity. NCBI's taxonomy places the organism in Eukaryota, Fungi, Ascomycota, Dothideomycetes, Pleosporales, Pleosporaceae. The record is from RefSeq and is a predicted model, not a curated record.